AUGGCAGGCGGAUCGCUGUUUCAAGUCGGUAAAGCGGUCGAAUUUUGGCGGGUACUAGUUCACUUGAGCAUCUUGGCAUUCUGUCUUGUUUUCUUUGAGGCCGCUCUUCAUCGGGUCGAGCAUCAACUCUCACGAUAUGACAAGUACCAGCAAAUGCUUCGAAAAGCGUAUCGAGAACUCAUGGUGCUUGGGUUACUAAGUCUUGGAUUGAAACUACUCAAGGAAGUACCGGGUGUCUACGCUGACAGUAAGACCAUGUUGGCUUUCCAAGUUGCUGACCUCACCAUCUUUAUCUUGGCCCUCGCACUCAUUCUGCAAGCACUCAUCGUCUUCUUGCAGCUACGCAAACACAACAAACAAGCUGAUCGCAUUGAAUUAAUCACGGCACAAGACUUGGUCAAUGCCAUUCGUCCACCGACUGAAACGCACCCACCUGCAGCACAAUUGAAACCAACGAAAUGGUUUUGUUGGCCGAGCAAAUCGAUCAAAGGAGUUGAGCAAGACGCAGUCGAACGUCGACUACUUCGGCAUUUGUUUCUUCGUCGCUUUGGACUUCCGCAGCUCUUCCCGUUCUCCAAGUACCUUCGUCGUGCUCAAGCACACCAGAUCUCACACAUGAUUGAAGUCGAGCCAUCCAUGUGGGUUCUUCUACUAGCUGUAGCCUGGAUGCUUUGUGGCUUUUUUAGUGCUCUCCACAAAAUGGACAUCGAUCUUCCUGAAAGUCAUGAACUCGUUGAAGUUUUCGUCGUUUUCGCCUGGGGACUCGUCGUGCUUCACGUUGGGGCGAUGAUCUACUUCCGUUCUUGUGUUCGCCAGCUACUGCGAGCUGCUGGUUAUAGUGACGAUGAGACUACGUUGGUUGAUAAUCUUCAACAAAUCGCUCAAGCUGAGGCUGCUGCUUGGCAAAGUGAAGCGGCUGACAGUGCUCUGAGCACCAUGAACCAGGUACAAGAAGAACUUGAAGAGAUCGAGGACAGUCGCAAUGCCGCGCGACACGUUUUGCUUCGGAAAGAUGUCGGACUACAGCUCGUGGCUACUUGCUGUCGCAAUUUGAGUCAAAUCGGUCGUGUCAAGCUGCAUAAACUACCGAGUGGGGUGCAGCCUGAAAGUCCAGACAUUCACAUCCGAUUCUUUUCACGCAAGGCAUGGCACGUUGUGGUGAUGUUCAUGCUGAUUCUCAACGGAUUUUUCAUCGCUCUGCUUGUGCAGUGCGCCGUGUACGACUUGAGCGACAUUUACGAAGAGUUUGGGCUGCUUCCCGCAAUCAUCGUUCCUCUUCCGUUGGUUUUGAACACUUUUGUGUUUCAACAACGAAUGUUCCGCUACUUUGUGACCAUCUGCAGCAUUCUUCGUGUGGAUGCCAAUACGUUAGGCGAGGUGGUGAACCAUUUCAGCGAGAUUGUCGAGCUACGGUCAGAGUUUGCGUCCUCGUUGCUAGAGUGUUUGAAAGAGGGAAACUACAAGGUCAUGGAUUUGCAAAGAGAACUUCGCGCCUACGACCCACGACAGACUGGUAUGAUGGACAUUGACAAACUUCGUGCCAUUCUAACGGCCUUUGGCUUCAAGUUGACGCGCUUCCGCUUUAAUAGCGUUGCCAAGCUGCUUUUUGAACUCAAUGGAACAAGAGUCGAGUACGAUCAACUACUUCGGCUAUUGGCACUUGGACAGAAUGAAGCUCCGACGGAAAAUGGUUCAGCCUAUCAAAGACGCCAACACCCGCUCUUGCAGCGAACUAGGACUGUUUCCGAGCCCGGUGCAAGAGCAAGUCGUGUAGCGUCAGUGACGUCACGUCAAGUACCUUUGCUGCCACAACCGAGCUUUGCGUCUGAUCCAAAAGCGAGCGAUUUCGUGACUUUGGACACGCCAGGACAAGCCAAUAUCCGUCGACUGACACUUCCUAGAGUGUCUGAAUCUUACCCAACAACCGCGACUCCGGAAAACAACAACCGCGUACGAGGUCCGACGCUGGAACGUAGCUAUACUCAUCAAUUUGCUGGCUCGAGCUCUCGAGCGCUCCACGAUAUGUUUAAUAUCCGCAGAGGAUCUGACUCCCAAAUGGACUCUGUACCCUCGAAUUUGGCGUACACAGUGCUUUAA
Molecule: messenger RNA, 2097 nt
Organism: Peronospora farinosa
Lineage: Eukaryota; Oomycota; Peronosporomycetes; Peronosporales; Peronosporaceae
Source: the annotation of a GenBank genome assembly